This is a messenger RNA of Racocetra persica, 606 nucleotides long. Lineage: Eukaryota; Fungi; Glomeromycota; Glomeromycetes; Diversisporales; Gigasporaceae. The record is from the annotation of a GenBank genome assembly.
GCUCAAUACUAUAAAAUAAGAGAAGAAGCACAAUCAACCAAUCCUUUGAAGGAGGAGGAAUACAGUUCCGAACCAAAUUUGGCAACAAAUCUGAUAUUAAAGAAGCACACUUUCAAAAAGAUUGCACAAGCACCAAAAGAUAUGCCAAAUACCCAGAAUAGACUAAAAGUCAUUGGCAAACUUAAUGACCAAAUCAAAAUAUUAAAUAUCAAAGCUAAAAGUAACCAAAGAGAAUACAAACCAAAAGAAUAUAAACUACAAGAAAGAAAACCAAGAGAGUUCAACCUCGUAAUGAAAGAAAUAGGAAACCCAGACAAGAACCGAAACCUUUUGUUAACAAAGAAGAAGGAACUUACCAGCCCAAAUGAGAAUUUAAAGAAACUAGAAAGACUUUUCAAGGCAAACCAAUCUGAACUAAGUGAUAGAAAGCUAUAUAGCAAGGUACGCCCACAUCUGGCCAAUGAUGACCAAAUUCCAAGGAGUGAAGAUUCAUCUGAAAAAUCUGAGUCUGAAGCAACCAUUUACACAGAGGAGUUAGACUCUAAUUUGUCAAGUGAUUCUUCCAGCUCAGACGAUUCGUCAGAAAACUCUAACCAAAUGAAUUAA